Messenger RNA from Myzus persicae (green peach aphid), 1245 nucleotides. RefSeq lists its product as uncharacterized. The record is from RefSeq and is a predicted model, not a curated record. Bases 1 to 1245 code for a protein of 414 amino acids. NCBI's taxonomy places the organism in Eukaryota, Metazoa, Arthropoda, Insecta, Hemiptera, Aphididae. The transcript has a single exon.
AUGGACGACACAUAUUUAGACGUCACGGCUGGAUACAUCGACGAUUGUAAAAUAACUCAAAUUGAUUAUCAUUCUUUUUUACCUUAUUCGACGUCCGCUCUUUCUAAUAAUGAUGAGGUGCGUAUUGCUUUAUAUAACACAGAGUCUUAUACACUACCGUGCGAGAGUUAUAUUUACAUCGAGGGGACAAUAACUAAACCUGCAGAAAUAACUGACGAGAUUAGAUUUAUAAACAAUGUGCUGUCAUUUUUUUUCUCCGAAAUGAAAUAUGAAAUAAACGGAAAUCAAAUCCAGAAACUUGUCAAUCCGGGUAUAACGACAACAUUAAAAGGAUAUUGUUCAUACAAUAAAACAAAUAUUUCUUCACACCAAAACGCUGCGUGGGAUAGUGAUUUUAAAAAUGUUAAUAAAGAUUUCAUUGAUGGCGGUAAUUUUAAUGGAUGUAUAAAUCUUAAACAUUUGUUUGGUUUUUGUGAAGAUUAUAAACGUAUUUUAAUAAACUGUAACCAGCAACUCAUAUUGAAUAGAGCAUCAAUCGAUUUAAAUGCUAUUAAGCAAUAUAAAAAUAAUGAGUUAGUUGACGGUGCUAAACUAAAAGACGUUAAAAUAAACAUAACAAAAAUAUUGUGGCGGAUGCCUAUCGUGAAAGUGAGUGAUAGAGAAAAAAUUCGACUGUUGAAAGUAGUCAACAAUCAGAAACCCCUAACAUGUGCGUUUCGUUCAUGGGAACUUUGUGAACAUCCAUUUUUACCUCAAAACACUUCACAUUCGUGGAAAGUAAAGACAUCCAACAAAUUAGAAAAGCCUAGAUAUGUCAUAAUCGGUUUUCAAACUGACAGGAAAAAUAACUCAAGUAAAUCAAUGUCAUAUUUUGAUCAUUGUAAAAUUAAAAACUUGAAAGUCUAUUUAAACUCCGAAGUAUUUCCUUAUGAAGAUUUUCAAAGUGACUUUAACAAGAAUAAGAUGGCUACGUUAUACCGUGCGUAUGCAGAGUUUCUAAAAUCUUACUAUGGUCACGACGAUGUAACACCUCUAUUGAACCGAUCAGAAUUCAAAAAUCUAUCUCCAAUUAUAGUUGUCGAUAUGAGCCGACAGAACGACAACGUGAAAAUGGCGACAGUAGACCUCAGAAUUGAACUAGAAGCUGAUGAAGCGUUUCCAGUUUUCACUUCAGCAUAUUGUUUAAUAUUACAUGACCAAAUUAUAACUUAUAAUCCGUUUAACGGAGAAGUAAGAACAUUGUAA